This is a messenger RNA of Fragaria vesca subsp. vesca, 898 nucleotides long. Its product is annotated as 40S ribosomal protein S7-1-like. Gene Ontology annotation, cellular component: 90S preribosome; ribosome; cytosolic small ribosomal subunit. The record is from RefSeq and is a predicted model, not a curated record. NCBI's taxonomy places the organism in Eukaryota, Viridiplantae, Streptophyta, Magnoliopsida, Rosales, Rosaceae. Bases 94 to 669 code for a protein of 191 amino acids. The transcript is spliced from 6 exons. Gene Ontology annotation, biological process: rRNA processing; ribosomal small subunit biogenesis; translation. Gene Ontology annotation, molecular function: structural constituent of ribosome.
GUUUUUCUCUCUUGUCUGCAGUGUGUGCCGAAGCCAAAGGUCGAAGCUUUCACUCACUCUGAGCGGCAGAUCUCUCUUUCAGGCUUUUUCAACAUGUUCACUGCAAGGAAGAAGAUCCACAAGGAUAAGGAUGCUGAACCUUCUGAGUUUGAGGAGUCUGUUGCACAGGCGUUCUUUGAUCUGGAGAAUACCAACCAAGAGCUGAAAAGUGACUUGAAGGACUUGUACAUCAACUCUGCAGCUCUUGUUGAUGUUGCUGGAAAUCGGAAGGCUGUUGUUAUCCAUGUUCCUUUUAGAUUGAGGAAGGCUUACCGCAAGAUCCAUGUUAGGCUUGUCAGGGAGCUUGAGAAGAAGUUCAGUGGAAAGGAUGUUAUUCUGAUUGCCACCCGUAGGAUUGUGAGGCCUCCCAAAAAAGGCUCUGCUGCUCAACGUCCACGCACUCGCACCCUGACUGCUGUUCAUGAGGCAGUAUUGGAGGAUGUUGUUUUGCCUGCUGAAAUUGUUGGCAAGCGCAUCAGAUAUCGCCUUGAUGGUUCCAAGAUCAUGAAGGUUUUCCUCGACCCGAAAGAGCGCAACAACACUGAGUAUAAGCUGGAGAGCUUUUCUGCAGUUUACCGAAAGCUUUCAGGAAAAGAUGUUGUUUUUGAAUAUCCCAUCACUGAGGCCUAGAAAUAUUGUGUGAUGGCACUUUCUAAAUACUGUUCUGCCAUGUUCUGUCUCUGAAGAACUGCUUUUUGGCAGUCAGACAAUUUAAAUUUUUGAUGUCGAGGGCACGGUCUAGAAUAGUCUUUUCAUGAAUUUUGUUCUCUUCAUUGUUAGAUAUUUAUCUUUUGAGUAUGGUUAUUUUAAUGUAGGCUUUUAAGCUUUGAGAUUGAGAAUUUGAGGUUUUGAUUCUAUG